UCAAACUGUUGAACAUUUUAGCUCUUAAUAUUCUGUAAUGAACUCCUGCACACUUGAAUCUAGCAUUUUAUAUACAUUGAGAGGUUAACUCUGGUGACCAGAAUUUCAUCAUGUUUCUGUCUGCCACCCAUCCAUAGCUCCAUCUAAUAAAGGCCAUUGCAUUUAUGCUUCCUUUUCAUGCUUACACUAACAUAUAAAAACUUAUUCAAAAAUCCAAUACACUAACAUAUAUGAUUGCGUUGCAGGGGCAGAGCAAUGGAAUACGUAGAGCCCGCUGUUGGCAUUCCAAAUUGUCUUGGACCUCCUGUUUGUAAAUACUUGAAAUAUCACAGAAAGCUGAAUGAUUAUGUGAGAAACUUCGGGAGGAUCAGAGAUGAAUUGAAUUGUAAAAUGGAAGACAUAGAGCUGCAAUUGAAAGCAGAGCUUCUUUCUCCUUCGGGGAAGAUACCAAAGCAGGGAGCUGAAAAUUGGUUGAAAGAUGCGAAAGAGAUGAUUGCGGAAGCACAGGAUGUGGAAAAUAAAGUCAGAAACGGGAGAUAUCUCUGUCGUGCUUGGAACGGAAAGCUGGUUGAUGAAAAGACUCGAGAAAUGAAGGAAUUUCUUGAUAAAGCUCCUAAUGCCUCUGAAGCUCUUGCCAUGGAUGGUCCUAGUGGUGGGUUGCCACUGCCAACAUCAGAACUAGUUGGGGAGGAAGCUGCCAGAAAAGAGAUUUGGGCAUGUUUGAUGCAAGAGGAGGUAAAAAAGAUUGGGGUUUGGGGGAUGGGCGGUGUGGGUAAAACCACUAUCAUGAAGCACAUCCACAAUGAUCUUUUGAAAGAACAAAGAUUCGAAAGAGUAAUCUGGGUUACCAUAUCAAAGGAGUUCAAUGUAAUGAAGGUACAAGAUGAUAUUGCAAGUGCUUUGAAGUUGAAGGAAGAUUUGGCCAUAGAAGGAGACAAGCUCAGACGAGCUGCAAUCUUGUCAGAAAUGCUGAAGAAAGUAGGGAAGCAUGUUCUAAUCCUAGAUGAUGUGUGGGAUGAAGUCUCUCUAGAAGAAGUUGGGAUCCCUGAGCCGAGUGACAGCAAUGGCUGCAAGUUGGUGUUGACAACCCGUUCGGAGCAUGUCUGUAAGUAUAUGGGUUGCAUGGUGAUAAAAGUGAAGCCCCUUUCGGAACAACAGGCAUUGACACUAUUCUUGAGUAAAGUUGGGCCUAACAUAGUGCAAAAUCAAACUUUAAUGCCAAUUUUGAGGCUCGUCGUCGAAGAAUGUGCGGGUCUGCCUCUUACAAUUGUCGUCGUAGCUGGUACAUUCAAAGGAGAAGAGGACCCUCUUAUUUGGAAAAACGCACUCAGAGAAUUGAAAGAGAGAAUAGAAAAAGUGGAAGGAGUGGAAGCUAAAGUAAUCGAGCGUUUGAAAUUUAGCUUCGAUCACUUAACGGACGAGAAAGUGAAAUAUUGUUUCUUACAUUGCGCAUUAUUUCCUGAAGAUUUUGAAAUUCGGAACAAUGAGCUAAUUGAGUGCUGGAUUGAAGAGGGAUUCAUAGAUGAUAUGGGUACAAGACAAGAAAUGAAAGACAAGGGCCAUGUUAUUUUGAAGAAAUUAGAAGAUAAUUGCUUGUUGGAAAAUAUUACCAAAAAAUUUGGUAUACCUUGCGUAAAGAUGCAUGAUGCAGUGAGAGACAUGGCACUGUCGAUCACAAGUAUGAAUCCUCGAUAUAUGAUACAAGCAGGUUUGCAAUUAGAGGAGUUACCAGAAAAGGAGCAAUGGAGUUUGGAUAUUGAGAAAGCAUCGCUUAUGUGUAACCUCAUAUCAGAAAUUUCCAUAGAUGUGCUGCCCACAAAAUGCCAACUGCUCACAGCCUUGUUAUUGCAGAACAAUCCUAUAAAGAAGAUCCGAAAUUCUUUCUUCACAAACAUGCCUUGUCUUAGUGUUCUCAAUUUGUCCUUUACGAAGAUCAAGAGUUUACCAAAUUCCAUCUCUGAACUAAAGAACCUCACAACAUUGUUGCUUCGUGGCUGUUAUGAAUUAAAAGAUCUGCCUUGUCUUUCGAUGCUUCAAGAAUUGAAGAAGUUGGAUCUUUGUUUGACUAAAAUUGAGGAAGUCCCUGAAGGCAUGGAUAUGCUGAUAUCUUGAUCUUCAAGUGUGGACUCUGGAAGAGAUACCCGCAGGAAUUUUACCAAAACUCGUUCACCUUCAGCACUUGAGUUUUGAGGUGGAGAAUGAAAAAAUAAGUCUAAAAGCAGAGGAGUUGGAACCAUUGAAGAAGGUGGAGUGCUUUACAGGACGUUUCAAAGACAUCAGUGAAUUCAAUAAGUUCAUCGCCUCAAUGCAACAAAGUAAGAGAAGUCUCAUCAAGUACAAAUUACAGGUGGGCUCACGUUUUACGUUAGAUUGGACUCCUGAAAUAGAAAAAGUAGUAACAAUUGGAGAAGUCCACAAUUGGGAAGGUGAGUUAAUUAUGCACUCAAUUGAAAUUCAAGAGUUGCAUAUUUUAAAGUGCGACUAUUUGAGAAGCUUAGUCGAUUAGAAUUCUUCCUUCAAAAAUGUGAUUGACUUGAGAGUUUGUGGCAUUUGGAGGUGUGAAGGGAUAGAGUGUGUUGUUUCUCUCUCCUCUUUUGCCUCUUCUUCCGCUCAUCCAUUUCAGAGCCUCGAGGUGUUGUAUCUUACUUAUCUGCCAAAGUUGAGUGCCCUUAUUAUGAAAGAUGAAGGAAUUGGUUCAACAACAACAUCAACAUUGGCUCCGUC
Gossypium arboreum is the source of this 2724-nucleotide messenger RNA. Its product is annotated as probable disease resistance protein At4g27220. Gene Ontology annotation, molecular function: protein binding; ADP binding. The record is from RefSeq and is a predicted model, not a curated record. The transcript has a single exon. The coding region runs from base 256 to 2112 and encodes 618 amino acids. NCBI's taxonomy places the organism in Eukaryota, Viridiplantae, Streptophyta, Magnoliopsida, Malvales, Malvaceae.